Manis pentadactyla (Chinese pangolin) is the source of this 3518-nucleotide messenger RNA. Its product is annotated as kinase suppressor of Ras 1. Gene Ontology annotation, molecular function: ATP binding; protein kinase activity. Gene Ontology annotation, biological process: protein phosphorylation. The record is from RefSeq and is a predicted model, not a curated record. Lineage: Eukaryota; Metazoa; Chordata; Mammalia; Pholidota; Manidae.
CAUGCCCAGCUGCCGUGGCCCGGCCCCCGCCGCCGCUUAAAGGCUCCGGGAGCCGCAGCCGUCGGGUCGCCGCGGCUUUCGCUUUGCCGCCGCUGCUGGGCGUGAGAGAGCUGCGGGCUCGGCGGCCGGCUCUCCUCGCGCCCCUGCUCCUGUAGCGCCGAGGGGCGCUCCUCGCCCGGCUCUGCGGGCUAGCGGAUUCCCUUCUGAGGCGCCCGCGGGCUCCCCGCCUCAGCCACCCCGCGGUCCCGAUGCCGAGGCAUGGAUAGAGCGGCGCUGCGCGCGGCGGCGAUGGGAGAGAAGAAGGAGGGCCGCGGCGGCUCGGAUGGGGGCGCCGGGGCCGCGGCCAGCCGGGCGCUGCAGCAGUGCGGGCAGCUCCAGAAGCUCAUUGACAUCUCCAUCGGCAGCCUGCGCGGGCUGCGCACCAAGUGUGCCGUGUCCAACGACCUCACCCAGCAGGAGAUCCGGACCCUGGAGGCGAAGCUGGUCCGGUAUAUUUGCAAGCAGCGGCAGUGCAAACUGAGCGUGGCUCCUGGAGAGAGGACUGCAGAGCUGAACAGCUACCCUCGCUUCACCGACUGGCUGUACACCUUCAACGUGAGGCCAGAGGUGGUGCAGGAGAUCCUCCACGAGCUCACGCUGGAUGCCCUGCUGGACAUGAGCGAGGCCAGGGUGAAGGAGACGCUGCAGCGCUGCGGGGCCAGCGCCGAGGAGUGUGGCCGCCUGCAGGCCGCCCUCGCCUGCCUGCGGAAGGUGACAGGCCUGGGAGGGGAGCACAAAGAGGACUCGGGCUGGAGUUCGUCGGAUGCCCGGCGGGAAAGUGGCUCAGGGCCUUCUGUGGACACCCUCUCGCCAGCCAGCCUGCCCUGGCCCCUGGGGAGCUCCCAGCUGGGCAGGUUGGGCAGCGGUGCCCCGGGCCCGCGCUCUGUCUCCGUAUCAGCUCUGCCUGCCUCGGACUCCCCUGCCCCUGGCCCCAGUGAGGGCCUUGUAGACACCUAUAUCCCCCUGCAUGCUGGAGGCCGGCUGACCCCCCGUGCCCUGCAGAGCUUUAUCACCCCCCCAACCACGCCCCAGCUGCGACGGCACACCAAGCUGAAGCCACCGCGGACGCCGCCCCCACCCAGUCGCAAGGUCUUCCAGCUGCUGCCCAGUUUCCCCACACUCACCCGGAGCAAGUCCCACGAGUCUCAGCUGGGGAACCGCAUAGACGAGGUCUCCCCCAUGAGAAGUAGCAUGAGCACUGACAUGGGUGCUCAGGCCACCUCACUGCCCGUGACUGGCCCCUUCUGCUACCUGGACCCCGAGCCCCCUUCCUCCCGGAGCCCUAGGCAGGGCUCCCCGCUUACAGGCACACGACAUUGGGAGAUUCUGCAAGCCUCUCUGUCUCCUCAGCUACGCAGUGCUCCCAGGAGGGAGGCACCAUCUGCCUGGUGCAGGUGGACAUUGGCCAUCUGCAGAACCCAGCUGAUGUCUCAGGACCCCUCCCUUCAGGAGAGGGAUACCCUCAGAGAUCUCCCACACGGAUCCCCACAGAUGGUACGAAGGGACAUUGGGCUGCCGGUGACUCACAGGUUCUCCACCAAGUCCUGGCUGUCGCAGGUCUGCCAUGUGUGCCAGAAGAGCAUGAUGUUUGGGGUGAAAUGCAAGCAUUGCAGGUUGAAGUGUCAUAACAAGUGCACAAAAGAAGCCCCCGCCUGUAGAAUAUCCUUCCUUCCACUACCCAGGCUUCGGAGGACAGAAUCUGUGCCCUCAGAUAUCAACACCCCAGUGGACAGAGCAGCAGAACCUCACUUUGGAACCCUCCCCAAGGCGCUGACAAAGAAGGAGCACCCCCCAGCCAUGAACCACCUGGACUCCAGCAGCAACCCGUCCUCCACCACGUCCUCCACGCCCUCCUCGCCGGCGCCCUUCCCGACAUCGUCCAACCCGCCCAGCGCCACCACACCACCCAACCCCUCGCCCAGCCAGCGGGACGGCAGGUUCAGCUUCCCAGCUGCCUGCUUCAUUCAUCAUAGACAGCAGUUUAUCUUUCCAGACAUUUCAGCAUUUCCACAGGCAGCCCCACACCCUGAUGCAGCGGUGGUACCCAGUAGGCAUCCUGUGCUGUGCCCCCUUCCCUGGGGAAUAAUUACAGCUGGGCCCACAUCCCUGACUCCCUCCCUUCCCCACCUGGCCGAGGAGCCCGAGGCCAAUAAGUCGGAGGCAGAAGACGACGAAGAUGAGGUGGACGACUUGCCGAGCCCCCGCCGGCCGUGGAGGGGCCCCAUCUCUCGCAAGGCCAGCCAGACCAGCGUGUACCUGCAGGAGUGGGACAUCCCCUUUGAGCAGGUGGAACUGGGCGAGCCCAUUGGGCAGGGCCGCUGGGGCCGGGUGCACCGUGGCCACUGGCACGGCGAGGUGGCCAUCCGCCUGCUGGAGAUGGACGGCCACAACCAGGACCACCUGAAGCUGUUUAAGAAAGAAGUGAUGAACUACCGGCAGACGCGGCAUGAGAAUGUGGUGCUCUUCAUGGGGGCCUGCAUGAACCCCCCCCACCUGGCCAUCAUCACCAGGUAAUCCAGCCCCCAGGCUUCUCAGGGGCCCUGUUGUUGGGGCCACUCCCUGGAGGGCAUGGACGUUUCAAUGUGGGGGGCACAAAGAAGAAAAACAAAAGUGGGAUAUCGUUUCCCCAUUGUAUAUAACCCCUUGGGCCUUAAAAAAAAAAAACAAAUAAAAUAAUACCUAAGGAUAGAAAAAAUUCAAAUGUUUCAGAAAGGUACAAAAUGAAAACCUGUCACCUCCCACCCCAAUUGGGUGCUUCUCCCUGAAAGUGGAUACUGGAAACACUUCCUUAUCAUGCCUUCCAUUAAAAUAAAGGCAUUUAUAUAUACCCAUAUUUUUAGAACUGUUUAUUUCUUUGUAAAAAUACACAGCAAAGAUCUUACUGGCUCGCACCUUGCCAUCUUCACUUGAGUGCAGGUCUGAGGUCCAUGCUAUUCUUUUGAACACCUGCACAGAAUUCCUGCCAGUGGAUGUGCUGGCAUUCGUUUAACAACAGCUCUAGGGUGGUGGGGAGGGAAGGCUUCCUUUGUGGCAUCUGUCAAUUCCUGUGGUGUAAAUACUCCCACCACAGCUUGAUUUCAAGUGACCCAUAUGAUGUCACUGCAAGUAGAGUGGAAUUAGGGAGCGGGUCACAUAACUGGGCUCUGGGUUGUCUCUCUCAGGCCAAGCAUUGGCCAUCCCCUAAUUUUUUAACCAGUCCUCUUUUGCUGGACACUGUCAAGUAUGUGUGCUGGGCGUAUGUAAUGUUUUCACAUACACCAUUUCCACUCCAGAAAGGGUUCACCACUGUCCCCUCCCAACAUCAGUGUAUGAGCGCCCCCCGCUCCAGCCCAGCAGCAGGGGCUGUGAAACUGAAACACGUUUGGCCCUGGCAUUGAAAAAAUUGUUGCAUAUUUACUUCUAAAAUCGGGGAAAGCAAUAUGAGGUUAGUGAAGAGAUUUUGUAGUGAAUGUGAAAUCUCAAGAAGAAACUAAAAGUCA